AUGGCUUACAAUGUAGUAGAAAAUUGUCCCCAAACUUUUAAGGAUUGGGCAAGUCGAGCAACUUUGAAAUGCAACAAUGAAAACACUUACCACUGUGUUAAAGAUGAAUCCUCAAGCAUCGUGGAAGUUUGUACUACUCCCCUAUGGAUUCAAAAAGGCCACUGUCCAAUUUACAACACCGGAUUAAAGAAAAUUGUUUCUACUGAGUGUACAGACCAAAAUUGUCCCUCAGAGGUUUACAGAUCCGACGCUGUUUAUAAAUAUAAUUGCUUCCAGCAGUUUUCCACGAGGAUUACGACUGAGAACACACGGGUUACCAUACCUGCAGCCCCAACUGUUGCCACCAUUGUUGGUCCCCUGAUAGCAGUGUGUGUUGUCACCUUACUUGUUGUUGUUGUUGUAGUAAUCAUGAUAAGGAGAAAAAGACAAAGUGGGAUCAACAGAACAGAAAAUGGAGCUGGUGAAGACGGAAUUCUAAUGGAGACUAGCCUUGAAGAUAGCUCACUCAACAGCCAUCGAAUCAGUGGUCCAGCUUUUUGGAAGACAGAUGACUACUUGAAAAAAAGUAUGUUUAUCACAAGCACAGUGUACGAACACGCCAUUGGUGCAUUAGAUGUUCAUCGUUGCAUCACAAUCGUUGGACCUCCUGGGUGUGGGAAAACUCUCACUGCUGUCCAGCUAGCCUCGCGAAAAUGCGAAAAGGAUGGAAGUUCGAAGCUGUACUUUCGUCAGACAUUAGAAGAGAUCUUGACAAUAGCUAAAAACGAUAGCAAUGCUUUCAUUAUUGUAGAUGAGUGGUUAGACAAAUAUUUGUACUUUCCAUCGACACUACAGUCAGCGAUGGAGUGUCUGAAUAAAACAUAUGUGAAGUACAUAAAGGAUAAAAAGAUAAACCUUAUUUUAACAGCUCAAGAAGAUAAAUGGAAUAGAAUCAAAAGUCUCCUUAACGGUUGUUAUUUGUUUAAUGAACCGCAUCUGUUGACAAUAAACUCUAAAAUAUUUAGUCAAAAGGGAAAACGAAAUAUGGUCCUUCGUCAUUUUGAAUGUUUCGAUAUUGAAGAAAAAGAAGAUAGUGUUGAUGAGAAAACUAGUAAUUUAAAGAAGACAACGACAUUUGUUCACAAAGGUACAGUGGAUAACAUUGUAAUGAAUGUUAAAGAAGAACAGGGAUUUUCUUUCCCACUUGUUGUGGAUUUGAUUUGUAAUAACAAACGUUUACUUAGGGCAUUGGAUCUUGUUUUAAAAGAUGGAUUCGUGGAAACUUUAACAAAAUUUUUUGACACAUGGUCAAAUGAUACAGAUAUCAAGGAAAGGAGAAGUUUUUGUAUUCUUGUAUUUGCUGCACUUCUUGGUGGAGAAAUUUCUCCAAGAGACCUUUCAGCUAAAAAAACUGGUGUUGUGUAUAACAGAAUUUGCAGAGAAUAUGCAUGUAAAUCAAAUGCAAAUGAAGGUGUACAGAAACAAAACGAAUUAAUCGAGGAACAGAGUGAAUUAUUUGAGACUAACUUGCGAUUAAAAAGUUGCUUGUACCGAAGCAGCAAAGGACAGAGUUGUCCUUGUUUUGUUUUUCAACACAGUUCACUGGUUAGAUUUGUACUUUUGUACAUAAAAAAGACGAAAGGCGAGAGCUUUAUAAUUAAUAAUGCUACAAUUGAAGUUCUUUUGAAUAAAUGUUGGUUAGAUGUACAAUUGUAUGACAACAUUUUUAACAGAAAGAAGUACACAUUAUUUAAAUCACUUGAGGGAUCAGUCAUUUUUUCAACGAAAUAUUUUUUGCCACUAGCAGAGAGGAUUUUAUCAGAAAAUGGAGAGUGCAUACCGGAAUGGGAUAAACACGUCUUUUUAAGUCAUGAGAAAUUUCUUAAAGUAUGGAAUAGCAUCAACAUGUCACAUGUCAAGGAUGUAGUGUAACAUUGUGCAUUAAACUCAGAGAAAUCAUAGGGAGAAAGCUCACCUGAAUGUCUAUUGGAUAAAUAAUGCUUAGAAGCUUUAAAGUUAGAUGCAAUUUUUGAUAGAAAUGUGGCAACAACAUUUGAAUCACUAGAGGGAUCAGUCAUGUUUUCAAGCCAUUUUC
Molecule: messenger RNA, 2074 nt
Organism: Magallana angulata
Lineage: Eukaryota; Metazoa; Mollusca; Bivalvia; Ostreida; Ostreidae
Exons: 7
Coding region: 1-1911 (636 amino acids)
Source: RefSeq, a predicted model, not a curated record